This is a messenger RNA of Austrofundulus limnaeus, 679 nucleotides long. RefSeq lists its product as uncharacterized. The record is from RefSeq and is a predicted model, not a curated record. NCBI's taxonomy places the organism in Eukaryota, Metazoa, Chordata, Actinopteri, Cyprinodontiformes, Rivulidae. Gene Ontology annotation, molecular function: nucleic acid binding.
GUCAGGUAGAUGUUUGCCCUGUCAUUUUAGAGGCACUGAGCAGUUUACACACACUUAUAAGCAGAGUAAAGGAAAAUAUAAAUCAACAUACUGCUGUCAUUCAGUUUGAGCGAGGAUCUACUGGGCGCCACAGAAUGGUUCUUUCCCCUCAUCAUCUUCGUAGCCUUUUAGAACUUAACUUGUCCAUCCCAGCCAUUGCUAAAAUGUUGGGAAUGUCCAGAAGCACUGUAUUUCGACGUAUGGAGGAGUUCAACCUUUCUGUCAGGGCACUCUACAGCAGCAUGUCAGAUGCUGAGUUGGACCAGUGCAUUAGAGACAUAAAAUCCAGGCAGCCUCACUCUGGAUAUCGGAUGGUGAAGGCACUUCUUCAGGCCAGAGGACACAGAGUCCAAUACCACAGAGUUCGAGCAGCCAUGCACCGUGUUGACACAGCUGGUGUCGUGUCAAGGAUGGUUUCGUUAGGUUGCAUUGCUCGACGGGCUUAUUCUGUCCCAGGACCACAGUCUCUAAUGCAUAUUGACACAAACCAUAAACUGAUACGCUAUAACAUUGUCAUCUUCGGGGGUAUUGAUGGCUUUUCUCGCAAGAUUAUGUAUCUUGGAGCUGCCACCAAUAAUCUGGCCACAACAACACUGGCAUUCUUCCAAACAUCAGUAGAGAAGUUUGGUUUUCCUCUCAG